AUGACAACGUAUAGAAAUCCAAAUCCUAAAUUCGAGCAUAUUCUUCCUUUAUCUACAAGAUGGAAACACCAGAUUACUGAGUGGUUACAAGAAGACAUUCCUUCUUUUGAUUACGGUGGAUAUGUGGUGGGAGAUAACGUCCAGACCGCAACCCUCUUCUGUAAAGGUGAUGGAAUUCUUUGUGGAAUCCCUUUCGCGAAUGAGGUAUAUCAUCAAUGCGGACUUAGCUUUGAGUGGCAUGUGGAUGAAGGAACAUACCUGAAACCCUCAAAAACUGAUAGUGGGAAAAUAAAAGCGUGCACAGUGAAAGGGCCAGUGAAAAAUAUCUUGAUUGCGGAAAGGCUGUCCCUCAAUAUCAUUUGCCGGUUGAGUGGUAUUGCCACUCAGUCACACCUCACUAUCAAAAAGGCCAGAGAAGCUGGAUAUACAGGAAUUAUUGCAGGGACGAGGAAAACUACACCAGGACUUAGAUUGCUUGAGAAAUAUGCGAUGCUUGUAGGAGGUGUGGACACUCACAGGUAUGAUUUGUCAUCAAUGGUAAUGCUCAAAGAUAAUCAUAUUUGGGCAACAGGGUCGAUCAGAAAGGCUGUCAAGAAUGCAAGGAUUGUGGCAGGCUUUAGUACCAAAAUAGAAGUCGAAGUUCAGAACGAAACGGAUGCAGAAGAAGCCAUCGAUGCGGGAGCUGACAUUAUUAUGCUGGACAACUUUAAUGGACCCGAGCUCCAAGCUGUCUCUCAAUCUCUGAAAAGAAAGUGGUCAGGUAAACGCCAGUUUUUGCUUGAGUGCAGCGGAGGGUUGACUUUAGAGAACAUUUCUGAAUAUUUGAGCAACGACAUUGAUAUCUACUCUACAUCCUCUGUGCACCAAGGAUGUUCAGUCGUUGAUUAUAGUUUGAAGCUUGACAAAACGAGCUAA
Ogataea angusta is the source of this 915-nucleotide messenger RNA. RefSeq lists its product as uncharacterized. The transcript has a single exon. Gene Ontology annotation, biological process: NAD+ biosynthetic process; quinolinate catabolic process. NCBI's taxonomy places the organism in Eukaryota, Fungi, Ascomycota, Pichiomycetes, Pichiales, Pichiaceae. The coding region runs from base 1 to 915 and encodes 304 amino acids. Gene Ontology annotation, molecular function: nicotinate-nucleotide diphosphorylase (carboxylating) activity. The record is from RefSeq and is a predicted model, not a curated record. Gene Ontology annotation, cellular component: cytoplasm.